UGUGAGCUUUGUGGCCACAGGCCGCAUCGAAGUCUUAGAGGCCAAGAUAGACAAUCUUCAGCUUUCCGGCCUCUCACCUGAAGAAGCCUGGGAAUUAAUUAGGGUUGCCCCUUCAGUCCUCAACAUGGCCGAGGAUACCUUUAAGAAAAAGAUGGACUUUAUGCUGAAUCACAUGCGACUCUCUAUGGACUUUGUGACAAAGCAUCCACGGAUGUUUACAAUGAGUUUGGACAGGGUAAUGAGGCCCAGGUUUUUGGUUUUGCAAAGUAUGACAACAAUGAAUGGAGCGGAGGAGGUUAAGCCGACGCGAAUUUCUUCUAUGCUGUUGAUGACCGAGGCCAAGUUCGUUGCCCAGAUCAUAGAAGGACAUCCUGAAUCUGCUGCUCUGUGGACAGUUUAUAAAAAUGCCACUGCUAAUGUUUCAAGAAGCUCAAAGAUUAAAAUGUUUUCAGCUUCUAACAGCAAGAGAACAGAGCAAAUGCUGGGAAAUACUCAAGAUUUGGAGGAUUAUUUUUUACAUUAUCGUCAAGAACUUCCUGUGCAUGCACCUACUGCAACAACAUUGAGUGAUGAAAUUCCACCUGUUCUUAAUUCUGUGUCAGAGCCUCCUCCAUCGUUUGAUGGAACCACAAGACCGUACAUCAAUUUGGCCUGUCCCUAUGCUCAGCGUGUUUGGACUGCCAGAAACUACAAGGCUGUUUGCCUUUAAUUUGGCUUAUCUAAUUUGUAUAUGCAUGGUUUUAUAUAAGAUAACGAUUAUCAGAAGUGUAAACUGUAAGAGAUAAUAUCCUUGUGUAAAAUAAAAUGAAGGGCUUGACUGAUA
Cryptomeria japonica (Japanese cedar) is the source of this 823-nucleotide messenger RNA. RefSeq lists its product as uncharacterized. Gene Ontology annotation, biological process: regulation of DNA-templated transcription. The record is from RefSeq and is a predicted model, not a curated record. The transcript has 4 exons. Bases 125 to 709 code for a protein of 194 amino acids. Gene Ontology annotation, molecular function: double-stranded DNA binding; glutathione transferase activity. NCBI's taxonomy places the organism in Eukaryota, Viridiplantae, Streptophyta, Pinopsida, Cupressales, Cupressaceae.